AAGCAGACAAUGCAGUGGGGGACUCUGCUAGUAUGCAGAAGGAUAUGUACUGAUCAGAGUCCAACUUGUGCUCCUCAUUUCAUUUCUAAGCAUUGUGAUGAAAGGAUAGGGCAGGAGAGAUUGGAUUUGGUACUCAGCCAGCCAUGGAGGGAGGAGGUGUGCACGAGUUCGAUGGCUCAACCUUCAGAGAGUGCUUCUCCCUCUCAUGGAGGAACCCCUACGUCCUCAGGCUCGCCUUCUCCGCCGGCAUCGGCGGCCUCCUCUUCGGCUACGACACCGGUGUCAUUUCAGGAGCGUUGCUUUACAUUCGUGAUGAUUUUCGUUCGGUUGACAAGAACACAUGGCUUCAGGAGAUGAUAGUGAGCAUGGCGGUGGCCGGCGCGAUCAUCGGCGCGGCGGUCGGAGGCUGGGCGAACGACCGGUACGGUCGCCGAACGUCGAUCCUCGUCGCCGACACCCUCUUCUUCGUCGGCGCGGUGGUGAUGGCGUCGGCGAUGGGCCCGGCGCAGCUGGUGGCCGGCCGCGUGUUCGUCGGCCUCGGCGUCGGGAUGGCCUCCAUGACGUCGCCGCUCUACAUCUCCGAGGCGUCGCCGGCGAGGAUCCGCGGCGCCCUCGUGAGCACCAACGGCUUGCUCAUCACCGGCGGGCAGUUCUUGUCGUACCUCAUCAACCUCGCCUUCACCAAGGCGCCCGGCACGUGGCGCUGGAUGCUCGGCGUCGCCGCCGUCCCCGCCGUCGUCCAGUUCUUCCUCAUGCUCUUCCUCCCGGAGUCGCCGAGAUGGCUCUACAGAAAGGGGAGGGAGGAGGAAGCGGAGGCGAUCCUGCGGAAGGUGUACGCGGCGGAGGAGGUGGAGAGGGAGGUGGCGGAGCUGAAGGAGUCGGUGGAGGCGGAGGUGCGGGAGAGGGGGAGCCCGUCGUCGGAGAAGGCGAGCCUGGUGACGCUGCUGGUGACGACGGCGACGGUGCGGCGCGGGCUGGUCGCCGGCGUGGGGCUGCAGGUGUUCCAGCAGCUGGUGGGCAUCAACACGGUGAUGUACUACAGCCCGACGAUCGUGCAGCUCGCCGGGUUCGCCUCCAACCAGACGGCGCUCGCGCUGUCGCUCGUCACCUCCGGCCUCAACGCGCUCGGCUCCGUCGUCAGCAUCUACUUCAUCGACCGCACGGGGCGGAGGAAGCUGCUGGUGAUCAGCCUCGCCGGCGUCAUCCUCUCCCUCGGCGUGCUCUCCGCCGUGUUCCACCAGACCACCUCCCACUCCCCGCCCGUCGGCGCCGCCGAGACGCGCCACUUCGACGGCUCGCUCACGUGCCCCGGGUACCGCUCGUCGGCGACGACGGCGAGGCUGUGGGACUGCACGAGGUGCAUCAAGGCGGAGUGCGGGUUCUGCGCGUCGGGCGGCGGCGGCGAGAAGGAGAAGCUGCUGCUCGCGGGGGCGUGCAUGGUAUCGAACGCGACGGCGCGCGACGCGUGCCGCGGCGAGGCGGGGAGGGAGUGGUACACGAGGGGGUGCCCGAGCCGGUACGGGUGGCUGGCGCUGGUGGGGCUGGCGCUGUACAUCGUGUUCUUCUCGCCGGGGAUGGGGACGGUGCCGUGGAUCGUGAACUCGGAGAUCUACCCGCUGCGGCACAGGGGGGUGUGCGGCGGCGCGGCGGCGACGGCGAACUGGGUUUCGAACCUGGCGGUGGCGCAGUCGUUCCUGUCGCUGACGGAGGCCAUCGGGCCGGCGUGGACGUUCCUCAUCUUCGGCGGGCUGUCCGUGGCGGCGCUUGCGUUCGUGCUCGUCUGCGUGCCGGAGACCAAGGGGCUCCCCAUCGAGGAGGUGGAGAAGAUGCUCCAGCAGAGGGAGCUCCGCCUCAGGUUCUGGGCCAGGCGCCGCCGCAGCUCCGGCGACGGCGGCGGCGGCAAGACCGCCGGCGUCUGAUGCAAGCAGCGUUUGGGCUGUUAGAUCAGCACCGCGCAUGUACACCUUUCGGCCAUAAAUAUUCGAGUGAUCAAGUUUCAAAUUUGUCUUUUCAAA
Molecule: messenger RNA, 2015 nt
Organism: Oryza brachyantha (malo sina)
Lineage: Eukaryota; Viridiplantae; Streptophyta; Magnoliopsida; Poales; Poaceae
Product: probable inositol transporter 2
Exons: 4
Coding region: 144-1919 (591 amino acids)
Biological process (GO): transmembrane transport
Cellular component (GO): membrane
Molecular function (GO): myo-inositol:proton symporter activity
Source: RefSeq, a predicted model, not a curated record